CCGGGCUUCUCCGGUGGCCACUCGCUCAUCCACUUCCGGCUCUGUCCGCAUGUGGCGUUCCCUCGUUUGUUCUCCGAUGUCGACACUUGGGUGUCUGAAAGUUCCGAGGUUGGAGGGAAAGACCUGGGUUGACAGCUCUUCAGAGUUUAGAAGGGGUCAGAGCACCCAUCUCCUAGGACCCCCAAUUUCCUGCUGUGUGAAGAGGUGCUUUUCCUGCUCUGAGGAUGCACCCUCUCGCCCCAGUUCACCAGGCAUUUAAAUGUGAACAAGAAAUCUGUUUCCACGGAGCUCAGCUUCUCAAGGGGAGUUGAGGUCACCCUCCCUCAGGGAGAUGAGCCCACCAGCCAGCUCCUGGGUUCUGGUCCACGAGCUUCUAGCAGGUGCUUCCUCCCAGUACACUUCCACAGGACCAAAGCAGAGCCACAAAGGCUGCUGUUACACUAUUCUGCAGGGAGGAGAGUGUUUCCCAGCUGGCAAGGGCCCCAGGAGCAGUGGCUGUGGGAAGCAAAUUGCUGCAGGUCGUAAGCCAUGGCCUGGACUUCUAUUCUGAUCAUGCUGCUGGCCCACCUCACAGGUUGUGGCCCUCAGCUCGUGUUGCAUCAACCACCAUCUGCCUCUUCCUCGCUUGGAACCACCAUUCGUCUCACCUGUGCCCUGAGCAGCAACCAUAACAUCGAUAUUUACAGUAUUUACUGGUACCAGAUGAGGCCGGGUCACCCUCCCAGGUUCCUGCUAAGACAUUUCUCACACUCAGACAAACACCAGGGUCCCAAUAUACCCGCUCGCUUCUCUGGAUCCAAAGACGUGGCCAGGAACCUGGGGUAUCUGAGCAUCUCUGAACUGCAGCCUGAAGACGAGGCUGUGUAUUACUGCUCCAUGGGGCCCCGGAGCCAGGAAAGGGAGAAGUGGAUGGAGAGGGAGAGAGGAGGAGAAAAGUUGUUCCAGAUUCGGGAUCCCAGGCUCUAGAGACAUUCAGACCCUGAACUUUAGGUGCAGUUUGCUUUGCUCGGCUAGGCUGGUAUAGGGAGGAGGGGUAGAGCAUGGGGCUUUGCAGAGCCAAGGACAUGGAGCCAUUCAGCUUUCCCUUGUCUUGCAGUGUUGCUGUGAGCCCCACUGGAGGCUGGGUUAUAGAAUUAAAGCUGUUUCUCUGA
Molecule: messenger RNA, 1151 nt
Organism: Myodes glareolus (Bank vole)
Lineage: Eukaryota; Metazoa; Chordata; Mammalia; Rodentia; Cricetidae
Source: RefSeq, a predicted model, not a curated record